Phalaenopsis equestris is the source of this 1375-nucleotide messenger RNA. RefSeq names its product protein STRICTOSIDINE SYNTHASE-LIKE 4-like. Bases 19 to 1083 code for a protein of 354 amino acids. Gene Ontology annotation, molecular function: strictosidine synthase activity. Lineage: Eukaryota; Viridiplantae; Streptophyta; Magnoliopsida; Asparagales; Orchidaceae. The transcript is spliced from 6 exons. Gene Ontology annotation, biological process: biosynthetic process. The record is from RefSeq and is a predicted model, not a curated record.
CCUUAGGCCGGUGAUAAGAUGUCGUGGCGGAUCAUCAUAGCCGGCGCAACGCUGGCGGUUCUGCUCUCUCUGGUGGUCCACGUAGCUCUUCACUCUCCCAUCUCCCCGCUGCCUUUGGCUCUACCUUCUUCUAGUUUCCAGCCCAACAAUCUCCUCAAGAGUGUGGAAAAAAUAGGAGAAGGAAUUCUCAUCCUUCCAGAAGACACAUGUUUGGGGAAAGAUGGCAAGCUCUACACAGCUACAAGGGAUGGCUGGAUAAAGAGAAUGCAUUCCAACGGUACUUGGGAGAACUGGAAGAUGAUUGGUGGUUCUUCCCUACUUGGGAUAACCCCAUCCGUGGAUGGAGAUAUUAUUGUUUGUGAUGCCGACCAGGGUUUACUAAAAGUUGGAGAGGGAGGCCUCACCGUUCUAGCAACCGAGGUGGAUGGCACCAAGAUAUUAUUUGCAGAUGAUGCCAUUGAAGCCUCAGAUGGGAGCAUUUAUUUCAGCGACGCAAGUUCCAAAUUUGAAUUCCAUGAUUUUUUCCUGGACCUCCUUGAAGCUCGCUCAACUGGCCGUCUCCUAAAAUAUGACUCUUUGAAGAAGAGGACGUCAGUUGUUCUUUCCAACCUAUCCUUUCCUAAUGGCGUUGCUCUUUCACCGAAUGAGGAUUACUUGCUUUUAUCUGAAACCUAUAAGUUUAGAUGUCUUAAGUACUGGCUCAAAGGAGAACUGAAAGGAAGUACAGAGGUUUUCAUUGAUAAUCUUCCAGGCGCGCCAGAUAACAUCAAUCUUGCACCUGAUGGGUCUUAUUGGAUUGCCUUAAUUCAGAUAAGAUCAUGGUGGCUGGAUCUGAUACACUCAUCGCCAUUAGCGAAGUUAGUAAUAGCAGCAUUUCCCUGGGCCGUUGAACGGCUCCCUUCUAUGUUGUUUAAAAGUGCCGUUGUUGUCAAUGUUGACUCGAAUGGGAAGAUCAGAAGGAUGUUCGAUGAUUAUAAUGGAGAAACGAUUUCUUUUGUAACUUCAGCGUUAGAGAAUGAAGGUCACCUCUACCUGGGAAACCUGGGCAGCAACUUCCUAGGAAAAUUUACCCUCAAGGAUUAAGGUACUCACAACGCUGGAAAUAAAAACUGCAAUGUUACACUGCUGUUCAUGAGCUUGUCUUGUACUGUUCUGGUGUUAGGGAAAAAUAGCAAUUAAUAAUCAUUUCUUGGAGGCCAAAAUUUCCGAGUAUAUAAAAACAUGUUUUAAGUUUUAAUUAAUCGAGUCCUAUUGCAUGUAAUGCAUUUCUAGGAGUAAGUGAGUCCAAAUGCUUAAUAAGUUUGCUAUGGAGAUGUUUGGCUGGCAGUUUUUGUGAUGUACUGUAAAUUAAUUACAUGAAUUUUUAAAAUUUUCA